GUAUGAGUAUGCUGUAUUUAAGUGUUCUUUUGAUGACCUGGGUUACUGUGAUCGCAGUACCAGCUCAGGACCAGACUCACUCGGAUUGACCAAAUUGUUUAAAUCAGGACAGUCAGAUUUGUCGAGUAUCAGCAGUAAGAAUGAGCUGUCUGUUUCUGAAAUUAAACAUAAAGCAGUUAUUGAGGUAAACGAAGAAGAAAGCGAAGCAGCUGCUGUAACUGGAGGUGUUAUUGUUGUUACUUCUUUAGGUCCAAUUUUUUAUGCUGAUCAUCCAUUCCUUUUUAUCAUCAGAGACAACAGAUCUGGCAUGAUCCUCUUCUUGGGACGUGUCAACGAGUUUUAG
Molecule: messenger RNA, 343 nt
Organism: Limulus polyphemus (Atlantic horseshoe crab)
Lineage: Eukaryota; Metazoa; Arthropoda; Merostomata; Xiphosura; Limulidae
Product: leukocyte elastase inhibitor-like
Exons: 2
Molecular function (GO): serine-type endopeptidase inhibitor activity
Source: RefSeq, a predicted model, not a curated record